AUGGCGCCCACGACUGAAUCCCUGGCGGAACCAGAUAAAAACAUCGCGACGUCGCUCGAGAAAGACGUCGACGUCGAGGCUGGCCGCAGCGACAGUCAAUCCCGCGCUCGGGAUACGCCUGAAAAUGAUGGCACAAUGCGGCAUGUUGCCACUGCUCAGAAGCCAGCAAAAUCGGCCGCGGAGGAGGAUGAUGAAGGCAAGGUGUACCCUCCGGCCUCGAGCGUGAUGGUGGUCAUGGAUCGCACAAUCAUCGCCACCGCUGUUCCGCAGAUCACAGACGCCUUCCAUUCCAUCGACGACAUCGGUUGGUACGCCAGUGCCUACAUGAUCACGGGCUGUGCCUUCCAGCUCUUCUUCGGCAAGCUCUACACAUUCUAUUCGCCCAAAUGGGUCUUCCUUGCGAGCGUCGGCCUCUUUGAAGUCGGCUCGCUCCUCUGCGGCGUAGCUCCCAACUCAGCUUCCUUCAUCGUCGGCCGGGCCAUAGCUGGUCUAGGCUCGGCCGGAAUCUUCUCGGGGAGCAUCGUCCUGACAGUCCAUAUAAUCCCGCUUCGCCGACGGCCCAUUUAUCAGAGCUUUAUGGGCGCCGUCUUUCUCAUCUCAUCGGUGGUCGGACCCGUCAUCGGCGGUGCGUUCACCACACAUCUUACCUGGAGGUGGUGCUUUUACAUCAACCUCCCCGUGGGCGGCGCCACCAUCUUCCUUCUGAUUUUCCUCCUCCCUGCAACCGACCCCAAUCGGACCGAGGACGAGAUCAUCUCACGCAAGCUGUCUGUCCGCCAGAAAAGCGUUCAACUCGAUCCCAUCGGCACCCUUUGCUUCCUUCCCGGCAUUGUCUGCCUCCUGCUGGCUUUGCAAUGGGGCGGUGCGACCUACUCCUGGAGCGAUGGACGCAUCAUUGCUCUGCUGGUCCUCUUUGGUGUUCUCAUUCUUGCCUUUAUUGCCGUGCAGAUUUGGCAGCAGGAGAACGCGACACUCCCGCCCCGAAUACUUGCCUACAGAAGCGUCACUGCUAGCACGUGGUUUGCCUUCUGUAUCAGCGCCUCACUCAUGACGGUCGUCUACUUCCUUCCGCUAUGGUUUCAGGCCAUUCAGGGUGUAGAUGCCGUACAGUCUGGUGUCCGUACUCUCCCGGUCAUUAUCGCCCUCGUCGUGUCCAGCAUUAUCGCCGGCGGAAGUGUCAGCGCAAUAGGAUAUUACACGCCUUUUCUCAUACUCUGUGCCGUCAUCAUGAGCGUGGGGGCGGGCUUGAUGACAACCUUCCAGGUGGAUACCCGGCAGCCCAUCUGGAUUGGCUACCAGGUCAUCUUCGGUUUCGGAAUUGGGCUGGGUCAACAACAGGCUGGCUUGGCUGCUCAGACAGUGUUACCUACCAAGGACGUGCCAAUCGGUGUGUCAUUCAAGUUCUUCGGCCAACAACUAGGCGGGGCCAUAUUUGUCUCGGUGGCACAGAGCGUUUUGAACCAACGUCUGGUCGCUGGCCUGUCAGCACUGAACAUCCCAAACUUGGAUCCAUCUGCCAUUGCUAGUCUAGGAGCGACUGAACUACGGCAACGAGUGCCAGCUGAGCUUCUCGACAAGGUUUUGAUAGCCUAUAAUCAUGCCAUUGAUGGUACUUUCGAGGUGGCCCUAAUCCUGGCUGCGCUAUCGCUCAUCGGGGCCCUUCUUACCGAAUGGAAGAGCGUCAAGGGAAUGGAUAUCAAAGGAGCCUAA
Molecule: messenger RNA, 1710 nt
Organism: Thyridium curvatum
Lineage: Eukaryota; Fungi; Ascomycota; Sordariomycetes; Thyridiales; Thyridiaceae
Exons: 2
Coding region: 1-1710 (569 amino acids)
Biological process (GO): transmembrane transport
Molecular function (GO): transmembrane transporter activity
Source: RefSeq, a predicted model, not a curated record